UCAAUCCGAUUCUCUUUUGUUAAAAUCUAAAGUUAGAAAAAAGAUUUAAUUUUUAUAUAUAAGAGCCCUCCUUCACCAACCUCCUCUCUGUUCAGCCUGUGAUCCCUUUGUUCUUUCUCCAUGGCCACCAUUUCCAAGCUCUCUAAUCCCACCCCAGCCGCUUCCCUUUCAUCAUCUUUCAAAUCCAGAUAUUCUUCCUCUCUUAAAUGCUUCGUUGGCUUCCCUGCCAAACCCGGCUUCAACUCCAAGCUGCUUUCAUCUUCAUCCUUGUCCUCGAUUAACAACCACCCUUUCAAGAGCUCCUUGGUUGUCAGAUGUUCUGUUGUUGAUGGAAAUGGUAGUUCAGUGAAGAGGACUAGUUUGCAUGAUCUCUAUGAGAAAGAAGGGCAGAGUCCAUGGUAUGACAACCUUUGUCGGCCGGUCACCGAUUUGCUGCCGCUGAUUGAAAGUGGAGUUAGAGGUGUCACUAGUAACCCAGCGAUUUUCCAGAAAGCUAUAUCGUCAUCAAAUGCUUACAAUGACCAAUUCAGGGAACUUGUACAGUCAGGAAAAGAUAUCGAAAGCGCAUAUUGGGAGUUAGUGGUGAAGGACAUUCAAGAUGCUUGCAAACUUUUUGAGCCAAUCUACGAUCAAACAGAUGGAGGUGAUGGUUAUGUUUCUGUCGAGGUUUCUCCCAGACUAGCUGAUGAUACUAAUGGGACAAUUGAGGCAGCCAAAUAUCUUCAUAAAGUGGUUGAUCGUCCCAAUGUGUACAUUAAGAUCCCUGCAACAGCACCAUGCAUUCCUUCGAUCAAGGAAGUUAUCGCGAACGGCAUAAGUGUGAAUGUCACCCUCAUAUUUUCACUUGCUAGAUACGAAGCUGUCAUUGAUGCCUACCUGGAUGGCCUUGAGGCUUCUGGGUUGAGUGAUCUCUCCAGGGUUACAAGUGUGGCUUCCUUCUUUGUCAGUCGGGUAGACACCCUCAUUGACAAAAUGCUCGAAACAAUUGGAACACCAGAAGCCCUUGAUCUCGGAGGAAAGGCUGCAGUAGCGCAAGCAGCACUGGCAUACAGGCUCUACCAGAAGAAAUUCUCCGGUCCAAGAUGGGAGGCUUUGGUGAAGAAGGGUGCCAAGAAACAGAGGUUGCUGUGGGCCUCAACUAGUGUCAAGAACCCUGCCUACCCUGACACUCUAUAUGUCGCUCCUCUUAUCGGACCUGACACAGUUUCAACCAUGCCCGACCAAGCUCUCCAAGCCUUCAUAGAUCAUGGCACGGUUUCAAGGACGAUAGAUGCCAACGUGUCUGAAGCAGAAGGCAUCUAUAGUGCACUAGAGAAGUUGGGGAUCGAUUGGGGCAAAGUCGGCUCACAACUGGAAGACGAGGGAGUGGAGUCUUUCAAGAAAAGCUUUGACAGCCUUCUUGACACAUUACAAGAGAAGGCAAACACUCUUAAAUUUGUGACAUCUUAGGUUUGUCCGUCACUGCAACCAAAUAAAAGGAGCGGGAUCUUGGUUGGUGCUUGGUGAGCGCUACGUGGAAUGUUGGAUAUCAUGUAAUAUGGAAGUGUUUGUUUAAUGGAACUUUUAUAUUGUGCU
Hibiscus syriacus is the source of this 1575-nucleotide messenger RNA. RefSeq names its product transaldolase-like. Gene Ontology annotation, molecular function: transaldolase activity. Gene Ontology annotation, cellular component: intracellular anatomical structure; cytoplasm. The coding region runs from base 121 to 1449 and encodes 442 amino acids. Gene Ontology annotation, biological process: pentose-phosphate shunt; carbohydrate metabolic process. The record is from RefSeq and is a predicted model, not a curated record. The transcript is spliced from 7 exons. Lineage: Eukaryota; Viridiplantae; Streptophyta; Magnoliopsida; Malvales; Malvaceae.